CAAACACAGAUGGCAAAUCAUGGUAGAGGGGACCAUGAUGUCUGGCAGAGACCAGGAGCCAUCUCACUACUAUGUGGGCAUCGAUGUGGGAACAGGUAGUGUCCGUGCGGCUCUAGUGGACCAGAGAGGGCUCCUUUUGGCUUUCGCAGAACAGCCAAUUAAGAAGUGGGAGCCCCAGUUCAACCACCACGAGCAGUCCUCAGAGGAUAUCUGGGCAGCAUGUUGCCUUGUCACAAAGGAAGUUGUUCAAGGGAUUGAUGCACAUCGAAUCCGAGGACUUGGUUUUGAUGCCACGUGUUCUCUGGUUGUGUUGGAUAAAGAGUUCCAUCCUUUACCAGUAAACCAUGAAGGGGACUCCUCUCGAAAUGUUAUCAUGUGGCUGGACCAUCGGGCUGUCAGCCAGGUUCACAGGAUUAAUGAGACCAAGCACAGAGUCCUUCAGUAUGUGGGUGGUGUGAUGUCUGUGGAGAUGCAGGCUCCAAAGCUCCUGUGGCUGAAGGAGAACUUGAGAGAGAUUUGCUGGGAUAAGGCGGGACAUUUCUUUGAUCUCCCAGACUUCUUAUCAUGGAAGGCAACAGGUGUCACAGCACGGUCUCUCUGCUCCUUGGUGUGCAAAUGGACAUACUCAGCAGAGAAAGGUUGGGAUGACAGCUUCUGGAAGAUGAUUGGACUGGAAGAUCUCAUUGAUGAUAAUUACAGCAAAAUAGGAAAUCUCGUGUUGCUUCCUGGAGCUUCUCUUGGAAUUGGGCUCACACCAGAAGCGGCCAGAGAGCUGGGUCUUCCUUCAGGAAUUGCAGUGGCUGCCUCACUCAUUGAUGCCCAUGCAGGAGGACUAGGAGUGAUCGGGGCAGAUGUGAGAGGUCACGGGCUCACCUGUGAGAGACAGCCAGUGACGUCAAGGCUGGCUGUCAUCUGUGGAACAUCAUCUUGUCACAUGGGGAUCAGCAAAGAUCCAGUGUUUGUACCAGGUGUCUGGGGACCUUAUUUCUCAGCCAUGGUCCCUGGGUUCUGGUUGAAUGAAGGUGGUCAGAGUGUGACUGGAAAAUUGAUAGACCAUAUGGUGCAGGGCCACCCUGCCUUUCCUGAACUACAAGCCAAGGCCACAGCCAGAUGCCAGAGUAUAUAUGCAUAUUUGAAUGGUCACCUGGAUCUGAUUAAGAAGGCUCAGCCUGUGGGUUUCCUCACUGUUGAUUUACAUGUUUGGCCAGAUUUCCAUGGCAACCGGUCUCCCUUAGCAGAUCUGACUCUGAAGGGCAUGGUCACUGGAUUGACGCUGUCUCAGGACCUUGAUGAUCUUGCCAUCCUCUACCUGGCCACUGUUCAAGCCAUUGCUUUUGGGACUCGCUUCAUCAUUGAAACCAUGGAGGCAGCAGGGCACUCUCUCAGUACCCUCUUCUUAUGUGGAGGCCUAAGCAAGAAUCCGCUUUUUGUGCAAAUGCAUGCUGACAUCACUGGCAUGCCUGUGGUCCUGUCACAAGAGGUGGAGUCUGUCCUCGUGGGAGCUGCUAUUCUGGGUGCCUGUGCCUCAGGGGACUUCACUUCUGUGCAGCUCUUGCAGGUAGAAUUCUUCCCAGGAUGCUUUUCGAGAUUGGCCUUCUAUCUGGAACUCUGACCUCUGGCUUCACUACCAGAGGAGACAUCUGGGAAGAGCCAUGGAACUGGUCCUCCCUACCUUAACCAUCAUCCUUUGCUGAUGGACGGAGGUUGGCAUUAACAGUGUCAGUUUAAUUCCUUCUCAGCACUUAAAGCUUUGAGAUAUCAGGACCCAACCCUGUGCUGGAUCAUCAUGUAAGGUUUAAUCCCACCCAUGCCAUUAGAUUGAUAAGAUUGAUCACUGGUAGAUGUCCAUUCCCUUCAUGUUUGUCCUUGAUAAAGACCCUUUAUGUAAAUGCCCCAAGAAUAAGAAUUUCGCUUAACUCAUUUCCCUAUCUCUAGUGUCUAACACAGCCAGACACAGACAUGCUGCUUGGGAAAUCCUUUUCAUUCAUUAAGCAAAUAGCCCUAGGUAUUUGGACAAGUAAAAUCCUCAUCACAUCUACAAUUGAGUGGGCAAGAUGGUGAAACAAUAAAUGUAAAUGCAUAUUAUAUCUUGGGUCAAGAGUUAAAAAGGAAAAGAGCAGGUUUGCUGGGAGAGCUAAUUAGCGUGAUUGAUAGCUGAAUGACAAUAAAUGUCUUUGACUCCUAACUCUGAACCUGUCUCAUUUGUUCUCUGAAAACAGUAAUCAUCACUAUUAUGUUCACUGUUGCAACUGCUACUCCUGUUUCUUAUGUAUACAUUGCAUUCUAAAUUUGAUGUUAGUGUUUUCAUAUUGAUUCUAUAAAUUCAUGAACUAACCUUGCCUGAUAGGCCUCCUUAUUUCAAAUGAAACAGACAAGACCCAGGAAUAUUCUUCAUAUGAUGAGACAGCUAGUGUCACAGAUGGUGCUUGAACCAAAGCUGGUCACACAGUCUUCUGUUCUGAGAAAAGGGAAUGUCUUCUGAACUCCUAAGUGACCACUGCAGGUUCAACCUGGAUCUCAGUUCGAGAAGCCCCAAAUCAUAUUAUAUGGCAAAAGCCUCAUUCCAUUAGAUUAAAGGGCAAAAUGAAAACAACCAUAACAAAAACGAGUUGCUGGAGAGUAUUAGGAAAAAAGGGAAAAUAAUUUUGCCUUGGCCAUCUCAUGGUCACCUUCCAGCACUAGUAAGCCAUCGCCAUGGCAAUGGGAGAAAAAUUAAUGUUGAAUGUUGAGUCACUUUAAAAAGCCACAUCAACAGCAUACUGAGCUGAUGCUGUAACCUCUCUGCUACAGCUGGUCUGACAGGGCUAGAGGCAUGGUGUCGAGCUCCAUGCUGGAGGGAGGAGGGGGGACUUAAGCUCAGCCUUGGAAGAUUUAAGUCUGAGCCUUAACUGUAUCCUGUGGCCUUCAGCAAGUCUGCUGACAAACAUGAGAGGCGAUCAUAUUAAGUCAGUAUUACUAUAGUAGCUUUCUGGAAGUCCAUUCAAAACUCCGUAAAAGAGAACAGUGAUAUUUCCUAACCAGCGUCAGGAGGUUUGAUAUAAUGAGGGAUAGGGAAGUGCUUAGUAAACUGUAAUGUGAUUAACAUUUUCCAGCCAGGUUUGGAAGAACUCAUGCUGGAGUGAGGUAGGCAGGGCCGCUCUCUCUCCUUUGUCUUAGUAAAAAGCCCAAGGCUCAGAUAUUCAGAGCCUCAGCUUCCCAGCAACAUUUCCUAUUAUAAAUCUGCAACAUGCCCUGCCUGAUUUACACAAUUUGGGCUCUCUUCAUUCUCCCUGCACUUCAGUUUACCCCAUGGAAAAUGGGGAUGACACCAGAGCUCUCUUAGUAAGGUGUCCUGGAAGGGCACAGAAAGGCUGGCUGCCUGGCAGGCCGCCAUAAGUGUUAACAGCAGGGAUGGCAGAGGAGAAGAGGAAGGAGCAGGAAGAACAUUUGAAAUGACAUAUGUAUGUCAAGCUCAACACCUCCGUGGGGCACUGAUGGCAGUACUCACACCCACCAGAUGCUCUGGUGCCUUUUAGAGUGCUCAGAUCAGUCACGGGCCCCUUUCUGUCCUCAGAGGAGUCAUGCCUAUAGUGGCUUUGUGUCAGACCCAGUUUUAGGCCUGCCUUUCUUUCUAUGCUGUUUUGGGUACGAAGAGAGAACCAGACCAAAGGCUUGAUAGAGACAAGAGGAAGCUUUACUAAUAAAACAAGUUCUCUACAAGUGAUGAUUUCCCAAAUACUGCGCUCUGACAUGUUAAAAGACAACACUGGGAAGCACUGGCCUGGACAGUACUCAAAUUAACUACGUGAUGGAAAAUGCUCAAGUUAAAUUAACUAAAUAUCUUCAUAGUGAAAGUCCAUCGAGAUGUUAAUAUAUAAAUAUGCUUCUGAACCUCCUGGAUUGGGUGUCACACAGAUGUAAUGGUGCCCAAUUUUACUUAACCAAAGAAUCGGCAUUUUGCUAGUCUUUUCUAAGGACAAAAGAGUGGUAGAUGCUGUGUAAGCCAACAGGUAAGGUCGUCAAAGAUAACAAGAGGUACCAUAAAAAGAACUGGAAGAUUUCUACUAGUCCUGUGUCUAUUUAAUUAAAAAAAACAUGAAGUCUGUCUUGGCAGUAACUAAUGUGUUAGAUGAUAGAGAAACAGUAACAGGUAAGGCUGAUAGAAUCACUGUCUCUCAGAGUUCUUGUGAGCAUUCUGGAAAGAGAGAGAUGUUGCAAGGUAAAUUCAGUAUAGAAAGAGAGCAUGGAGAACCAUAUUCAAAGGGCUUUCUUGCUCCAUUUACUGGGCCAGGGGAAUCAUCCAGAACCACUUGGUUCUAAACUGAGACACAAAGAAAUAGUCACAGUCAUUUGGUGUGUAGUUUAUGACCCACUUCCUCUUUUGUGGUCUUAUUGGAACCUUCUCAGGCAGAUUCAGUGGCAAGGGUAAAGUGUGGUGGUGAAGACCACUGAGAGUCCACGGUACAGGCCAGGAAGGCACUGGGUAAGGCAUUUUAUGAAUCUAAUGCACUUAAUCUUCUUUUAACAGUAAAUAGAACUCUCAGUUUACAAAGGAGAAGUUGAGGUUUAAAAUAGUUAAGUGCCAUUCCAGAAGCUACCACCAGUAAGUAUUACAAAACCAGGGCUGCACUCAGAUCUGCAAGGUUGCAAAGCUGCUUCCUACCAUGCCAUGGCCUACCAGGAACAUGGUAGGUCCAUGGAGGUUUCAACAGGCUGAGAAAGGUAGAAAGCAAGAUGAUGUUAGAACUAAUUCUUCCUCCUCCUCUUCCUCUUCCUCCUCCUCCUCUUCCUCUUCCU
Mus caroli (Ryukyu mouse) is the source of this 4776-nucleotide messenger RNA. It is a transcript of the gene Fggy, whose product is annotated as FGGY carbohydrate kinase domain containing. Gene Ontology annotation, biological process: carbohydrate phosphorylation; pentose metabolic process. Gene Ontology annotation, cellular component: cytoplasm. Gene Ontology annotation, molecular function: D-ribulokinase activity. Lineage: Eukaryota; Metazoa; Chordata; Mammalia; Rodentia; Muridae. The record is from RefSeq and is a predicted model, not a curated record.